GCGUGUCAGUUGGUUUCUUGAGCCCCUGCCUUGCAUCUGGCCAAGGCCCUAUAUACUCAUCUGGCAGUGUUUCCCAGUCUCUUGCCGUGCUCUUGCCCAGCCUUACACUUUGCCUGCAACAACCAGGCAACAACGCCCUGGAUUGGGGUGAAUCGGAGUCCAAGGGGCAGGUCUUUCACAUACCCUGUCAGGGGGUAUCUUGGGUCUUGUUGGUUUUGUCAUUCAAAUUAGUUAUUUUGAAGACCCCUGAAUAUUGUGAAACGUCAAGGUACCGAGCGUCUUCAAGAAGUGAUCGGAAACACUAAAGAUCAUGGGUAAAGCCAAGAAAAAGCAGCAAGCCCGUCAGAAGUUUGCUGUCAUGAAGAAGAUGAUUACUCAGCACGACUCAAGAAUCAAGGAUAAGGACCGCACAAAGCGGAAGACCAAGAUUGAUCUGACUAAACCAAAAAUCAGCAAAACUCCCCAGAUGUCGACUGCAAUGUUCUUUGAGUACAACACUCAACUAGGCCCACCCUAUCAUGUGCUGCUCGACACAAACUUCAUCAACUUUUCCAUCAAGAACAAGCUGGAUAUUGUUCAGGGAAUGAUGGAUUGCAUGUACGCCAAGUGCAUUCCAUACCUCACGGAUUGUGUUCUUGCUGAACUUGAAAAGUUGGGACAGAAGUACCGCCUUGCAAUGAAGAUUGUCAAGGAUCCUCGGAUUGAGCGGCUGCCCUGCAUUCACAAGGGAACAUAUGCAGAUGACUGCCUAGUGAACAGAGUGACACAGCACAAGUGUUAUAUAGUGGCCACCUGUGACAAAGACCUUAAGAGGAGAAUCAGAAAGAUCCCAGGAGUGCCAAUCAUGUUCAUCACUCAGCACAAGUACACAGUGGAACAAAUGCCAGAUGCAUAUGGCGCUCCAAAGUAGUGCUAAGGCUCAACUGGUGCACAAUGUGCCAAGGGUUGAGGACAGUGGUAUUUUUGUGUACUUGCAACUUGUGGACAUCAAGUUUGUGCUUGUGAUCAAGCCCGCCUGAGCACAACAUUGGUUGUUUUCUUUGAAGGGGAGAAAGUCCUGUCCACUGUCAUUGAAGACGUGUUUAAAUAUAUCAACUGCGGCAUA
This is a messenger RNA of Amphibalanus amphitrite, 1105 nucleotides long. RefSeq names its product rRNA-processing protein FCF1 homolog (gene Bka). The transcript has a single exon. The record is from RefSeq and is a predicted model, not a curated record. Lineage: Eukaryota; Metazoa; Arthropoda; Thecostraca; Balanomorpha; Balanidae. Gene Ontology annotation, cellular component: small-subunit processome; nucleolus. Bases 311 to 910 code for a protein of 199 amino acids.